Schizosaccharomyces cryophilus OY26 is the source of this 2277-nucleotide messenger RNA. RefSeq names its product oligopeptide transporter 7. The transcript has 2 exons. The record is from RefSeq and is a predicted model, not a curated record. Gene Ontology annotation, molecular function: oligopeptide transmembrane transporter activity. Bases 1 to 2277 code for a protein of 758 amino acids. Gene Ontology annotation, biological process: transmembrane transport. NCBI's taxonomy places the organism in Eukaryota, Fungi, Ascomycota, Schizosaccharomycetes, Schizosaccharomycetales, Schizosaccharomycetaceae.
AUGUUUAAAGCUGAAUCAAAGUUAGAGGUAACAGAUUCAUCUUUUCCUCCAGAAUCAGAACUGAAUGGAUCAGAAAAGAAAGAUGAAAAAGAACUAUAUUCUUCUUUAACGGACGUAAAAGAAGAAGAUUUUUGGGAGAAGGAGGAGAAAGAAGAAAUUUUAGAAGAUGACCUAAAAGAACUGCCAGUAGAAGUUCGGGAAACAGUGAGCCUAGAAGACGACCCUUCAGAACCAACAUUAACGUUUCGUUACUUUUUGAUGACUUUAAUUUUUAUUCCUCCAGGCGCGUUCCUUGAUACCAUGAGUAGUUAUCGAACGAGUUCGGCAGCGUACAGUGUAUUUUUCGUUCAGAUAGCGAGUUACUGGUUGGGAAAGUGGCUCGCAAAAGUUCUACCCUCAAAGACAGUUCGGAUCUGGAAAUUCAGUUUUAAUUUAAACCCUGGUCCAUUCUCCAUUAAAGAAUGCGUCCUGGUUACUCUCUCUGCUGCAUCGGGAGCUACGGGGAGCCAGGGUACCACAAGUAUUUCGGUACAUCCCGCGGUAGCAAUUUUCUUCAUGUGGGCAAUUGUAUGGACGGGAUACUCAUUUGCUGCUAUUGCGAGAAACUUUUUGCUAUAUGAUCCCCAAUAUAAAUGGCCUCAAGCUCUUAUGCAAACAUCGCUAUUUGAAGCUUUUCGUAAAAGCGACAGGAAUUCAAAGUUAGCUACAAAGCAAAUGAGAGUGUUCUUUAUUGGCUUAGUGGGGAUGACUAUUUGGCAAUUUUUUCCUGAAUAUAUAUUCCCCAUGACAGGAUCAUUGGCAUUUCUGUGCUGGGUGGCUCCAAGGAACAAGGUUGCUAAUUUCAUUGGAUCAGGCAUGGCUGGGAUGGGAUUUCUUAAUUUUACCCUCGAUUGGAGCAACAUUACUUCUAGUAUUAUGAUUAUGCCUUAUUGGACUCAAGUACUUAAAUUUUGCGCUUUUGUUCUUGGUGCUUGGAUCCUUCUUCCUGCUGCCAAGUGGGGGAAUCUGGGAUCUUUCAAGCAUGGCUUAAUGUCUAACAGUUUAUUUUUGAAAAAUGGUACUGUAUAUCCGGCAACAAGGCUGAUGACGGAAAACUUUACAUUUAAUGAAACAGCAUAUCAGGAAUUAGGUCCUGGAUACAUGGGAACCCAAAAAAUUUGGAUAAUGUUUUUUGACUAUGCUUCAUAUAUUUCGGCUAUUACUUGGAUUAUCUUUUUUGGGCACAAACAAAUAAUUUCAUCUGGAAAAAAAUUCUAUCAUCGUUUACGGAACGGUGGAAAUAUAAGCAAUGAAUAUACUGAUCGUCUCAACAAAAUCCAGAGGGCAUAUAAAGAUGUUCCCUUGUGGUGGUUUGUUGUUUUGUUUGUUAUUUCAUUUGUCAUCUUGAUAACCAUCUUUGCUACAGGCAACAUGUUUAUUCCAUGGUGGACAUACCUGGUGGCCCUUGGAUUUGGUGCUACUAUUGUAACCCCAAUGGCAUGGCUAUAUGCGCUCAGUAACUUUCAACUUGCGAUUGGAACUUUUAACGAACUCAUUUAUGGAUAUAUGAUAAAUUCAGUUUCGGGCUAUAAGCAUCCUGCUGGUGCAUCAAGCUAUGGAGCCGUAGCUGGUGAUGCAUGGUACCGAGCACAAUACAUGCUUCAAGAUCAAAGGAUUGGUCACUACAUGCAUGUACCACCUAGAGCAGUGUUUUUUUCUCAGAUUUUUGGUGAGCUCUUAGGUGUACCUGUUAAUUACGGAUGUCUUCGAUGGGUGUUAAACACUAAGCGAGCGUACCUCUCUGGAGAAAAAAAGGAUCCACUGCACCAGUGGACAGGUCAGUCUUUAAUCAGCUAUAAUACUAUGGCAAUUCAGUACGUACUAAUUGGACCAAAAAGGCUUUUUAAAGAAGCCAUAUACCGACCUCUGCCCUAUGGUUUUCUCGUAGGUGCCUUGGUACCUGGAAUAAUCUAUCUUUUGUAUAGACUUUUCCCUAGGGGAAAGUUUCAUUUGUGGAAUGUUACCAUCUUUUUUUCUACGAUGUCCAACUUUUACGGUAAUCUCUCCACUGGCUACCUUUCAAGUUUUAUCGGAGGAACGAUUACCAACUUCUACUUUUACCGUUACAGACACAAUCUUUGGAGAAAAUACAACUAUAUCCUAGGUGCUGCAUUUGAUACAGCGUUUAAUCUUGCUAUGCUUUUAAUUUUUAUUUUUUUUAGCGCUGGAAAACAAGUUGCAAUGCCGAACUGGUGGGGAAACAAUGCUGAUUCCGUAGAAAGAUGUUUUGCAAGCUAA